UGGGUUUGUCAAUCUGCAGCGCGGGAGUUUGUGUGUAUGUAUAUGUGUGUAUGUGUGUGUAUUGGGUUGGAUGUUGGACCCCCGCUUCUGGUUCUGUCAUUUAACUAUUAGUCUUUAAAGUCAGUCAUCGAGUGAAGGAAGAGUUUUGAAGACAACAUGCAGCGCAGCAUCGCAUCCUUCUUUCAGCCCAAGAGCAACAACAACAAGGAGGUUCAGAAGAAAUCUGCAGAUGAACCAGUGACAAAACCUGCCAAAAGCCCUCUCAAGGUGCAGAACGGUGUCCAGGAGGCUGAUUCGCCCAUCAAGAAGGUUGCCAAACGUAGCCGUCAGCUCCUGGACAGCGACGACGAUGAAGCGCCCGUCGUUAAAGAACAGGUCGUCGCCAAGGGACAAGGGGACAAGGAAGCUGUUGGAAAAACAGAGAAGAAGGAUGACGUGUUUAAGGCAGUUCCCACCCCCCUGUCUCCUCCACCUGCCCCAGCCACCCCUGUAACCCCUGCCACUCCAGCCACCCCAGCCUCUUCGGCUUCACCUGGGACCCCCAGCACCCCAAACUCCAUCUCCCCCUCUGGGAUUGCUAAACGCAAGACUGCGAGGAAGAUGUUCCCAAAGAGGAAGCUCGACGAGAGCAGGAGCGGCAGUGAGAGUCAGAAAGAGGAGGCCGAGGCCCAGGAGGAGCAGGGUCAGCGGAAGAAACGACCCCGCGUGGAGAGCAGUGCCAGCAGCCCAGGGAACCCCGAUGAACCCAUGGAGGAGGGAGCAAAGGAAGAAAGAGUUGAAAAGGCAGUGACCGAGGCUAACAGCCCAGAUGAGGAGGUGGAGAAUGAGAAGAAAGGGGAAGGAGAGGAGGAGGAGGAGCAGGAGGAGCAGGUGGAGACAAAGAGCUCUGAUGAGAAGGAAAAGAAAGCUGAGGGGGCGGUAAAGAAAAAUGAAGCAAAGGAGAAGACGGAUGAUGAGAAAGGGCCUGCCGUUGCCAAGAAGAAAGAGGUGGUUGAAAAGGACACGCGAGAUGGAGAAGAGAGCCCAAAAAGUCAAACAGCGAAAAAACAGAAAGAAGCAAAAGAGCAGAAAGAUAAGGAGCCGCCCAAGAAAGCCCCCAUCAGCAGUUUCUUUGCUCCCAGGAAAGCUGCAGUGAAGACAGAGAAAUUAGAGAAGGAUGAAGGAGAGAAAAAGACGAGUGCAGAGAGGAAGACGUCAGCUGAGGAGAGCAAAGACACGAAAGGUGAGUCAACCUCAAGUCAAACGGAGUACAAUCCGUCCAGGCCCAACUACCACCCAGUUGACCACGCCUGCUGGAAACAGGGCCAAAAAGUGCCGUACUUGGCGGUGGCUCGUACCUUUGAGAAGAUUGAAGAGGACUCUGGCAGGCUGAGAAACAUCGAGACACUGUCGAACCUGUUUCGCUCCGUGCUGCUGCUCUCUCCAGAUGACCUGCUGUGCUGUGUGUACCUGUGUUUGAACCAGCUGGGUCCUGCCCACCUGGGGAUGGAGCUUGGCGUUGGAGAGACGGUGCUGAUGAAAGCUGUUGCUCAAGCAACUGGGCGACAAUUGGACAAAAUCAAGGCAGAGGCGCAGGAGAAAGGAGAUCUGGGCCUUGUGGCCGAGAGUUCCCGUAGCAACCAGCGCAUGAUGUUCCAACCGGCCAGUCUGACAGCAGGGGGCGUGUUCAGAAAAUUGAAGGAAAUUGCCAGCAUGAGUGGGAACUCGGCCAUGAAUAAGAAAAUCGACAUCAUCAAAGGCCUCUUUGUGGCAUGCCGCUUUUCCGAGGCCCGCUACAUAGUCAGGUCCCUGGCUGGGAAACUGAGGAUAGGCCUGGCUGAGCAGAGUGUCCUAUCAGCACUAAGCCAGGCUGUGUGCCUGACCCCUCCUGGACAAGUUUUCCCUCCCGCUGUGAUCGACGCAGGGAAGGGGAUGAGCGCUGAGAGCAGGCGGGCCUGGAUCGAAGAGAAGAGUCUCAUUCUCAAACAGACUUACUGCGAGAUGCCCAAUUAUGACGUUAUUAUCCCGGUUCUGCUAAAAGAGGGCAUAGACCAGCUUCCCAAUCACUGCAAGCUCACUCCAGGCGUACCGCUGAGACCCAUGUUGGCUCACCCCACCAAGGGUGUCGGCGAGGUGAUGAAGAAGUUUGACGAGGCGACGUUCACUUGCGAGUACAAAUACGAUGGAGAGCGAGCACAGAUUCACAUUCUGGAGAGUGGCGAGGUUCGAAUAUUCAGCCGCAACCAGGAAGACAACACCACCAAAUACCCUGAUAUCAUCUCUCGCAUUCCCAAGGUGAAGAAGGACUCUGUGGUAUCCUGCGUCCUGGACUCGGAGGCGGUGGCCUGGGAUCGUGAGAAGAAACAGAUCCAGCCCUUCCAGGUCCUCACCACCCGUAAGAGAAAGGACGUGGAUGCCUCAGAGAUCAAAGUCCAAGUGUGUGUGUACGCCUUUGACCUGCUGUAUCUCAACGGCGAGUCCCUGGUGCGACAGCCGUUGUGUCGGCGUCGGGCUCUGCUGAAAGAAAGCUUCUCCGAGGUAGAGGGAGAGUUUGUCUUCGCCCGAUCCAUCGACUCCGACAACACCGACACCAUCGCCGAGUUCCUGGAGCAGUCUGUCCGAGACUCCUGUGAGGGCCUGAUGGUGAAGACUCUGGAGAAGGAUGCCACCUAUGAAAUAGCCAAGCGCUCUCAUAACUGGCUCAAGCUGAAGAAGGAGGUGUCCUUGGACGACCACAAAAUAAGUCUGGAUGAUCUGGGAAAACGCUAUGGAGUGGACCUCGCACGGGGUCUGACCAGCGCCAGAGCUGUGGAGAUUCUGGCCAGGGAUGGUCCAAACGCCCUAACCCCUCCCCCCACCACCCCUGAGUGGGUCAAGUUCUGUCGUCAGCUGUUCGGCGGCUUCUCCAUCCUGCUCUGGAUUGGUGCCAUCCUCUGUUUCCUGGCCUACAGCAUCCAGGUGGCCACGGAGGACGAGGCACCCAAUGACAAUUUGUAUCUGGGCGUGGUGCUGUCAGCCGUGGUCAUCAUCACAGGUUGCUUCUCCUACUUCCAAGAGGCCAAGAGCUCCCGAAUCAUGGACUCCUUCAAGAAAAUGGUGCCACAGCAAGCGUUGGUGAUCCGGGAGGGGGAGAAGAUGCAUAUCAAUGCUGAGCUUGUGGUGCAGGGAGAUCUGGUGGAGAUCAAAGGGGGAGACCGCAUCCCAGCUGACCUUCGAGUGAUCUCCGCCAGCGGAUGCAAGGUGGACAAUUCCUCUCUGACGGGAGAAUCUGAGCCUCAGACUCGCUCCCCGGAGUUCACACACGACAAUCCCCUGGAGACCCGCAACAUCUGUUUCUUUUCCACCAACUGUGUCGAGGGUACCGCCCAUGGCAUUGUGAUAGGCACCGGUGACCGAACAGUGAUGGGUCGCAUCGCAACGCUUGCAUCAGGGCUUGAAGUCCGCCGUACGCCCAUCAACAUAGAGAUCGAACAUUUCAUCCACAUCAUCACGGGCGUGGCUGUCUUCCUUGGCGUGAGCUUCUUCAUCCUGUCACUCAUCCUGGGCUACACCUGGCUGGAGGCCGUCAUCUUCCUCAUUGGCAUUAUUGUGGCAAAUGUGCCUGAGGGACUGCUGGCUACUGUCACUGUGUGUCUGACUCUCACUGCCAAACGAAUGGCCAAGAAGAACUGUCUGGUGAAGAACCUGGAGGCCGUAGAGACUCUCGGCUCCACCUCCACCAUCUGCUCCGACAAGACGGGCACGCUGACCCAGAACCGCAUGACCGUGGCCCACAUGUGGUUCGACAACCAGAUCCACGAGGCUGACACCACCGAGGACCAGACUGGUUUGGGUUUUGACAAGAGCUCUGCUACUUGGACUGCUCUGUCUCGCGUGGCCGGCCUGUGCAACAGAGCUGAUUUCAAAGCCGGACAGGAGAACUUUCCCGUUGUGAUGAGGGAGACAGCGGGGGACGCAUCAGAGUCAGCUCUGUUGAAAUGCAUCGAGCUGUGCUGUGGGAGUGUUCGUGACAUGAGAGCCAGAAACCCCAAAGUGACAGAGAUCCCCUUCAACUCCACCAACAAGUACCAGCUCUCUGUCCAUGAAGUGGAGGAAAAUCCCUCUGGUCAUAUUCUGGUCAUGAAGGGAGCGCCAGAGAGAAUCUUGGACAGGUGCAGUACCAUUAUGAUCCAUGGCCAGGAGCAUCCGCUUGAUGAAAGCUGGAGAGACGCUUUCCAGAAUGCCUACAUGGAGCUGGGAGGACUGGGAGAGAGAGUACUUGGCUUUUGCCACUUGAAUCUGUCUUCAUCCCAGUUCCCUCGAGGAUUCACCUUCGACAGCGAAGACACGAACUUCCCCACCGAACAGCUCUGCUUCCUGGGUCUCAUCUCCAUGAUUGAUCCACCGCGUGCCGCUGUGCCUGACGCAGUGGGUAAAUGCCGCUCUGCUGGUAUCAAGGUGAUCAUGGUAACAGGGGACCACCCAAUCACAGCCAAGGCCAUCGCUAAAGGUGUGGGCAUCAUCUCUGAGGGCAACGAGACGGUCGAGGACAUCGCCGAGAGACUGAACAUCCCGCUGAGCCAAGUUAACCCCAGGGAUGCUAAAGCUUGUGUGGUGCACGGCUCAGACCUAAAGGACAUGAGCUGCGAGUACCUGGACGACCUGCUGAGGAACCACACUGAGAUAGUGUUUGCUCGCACCUCUCCUCAGCAGAAGCUCAUCAUAGUGGAGGGCUGCCAGAGACAGGGGGCGAUCGUGGCUGUGACGGGCGACGGUGUGAACGACUCCCCAGCCCUGAAGAAAGCCGACAUAGGGGUUGCCAUGGGGAUCGCCGGCUCUGAUGUGUCCAAGCAGGCGGCUGACAUGAUCCUGCUGGAUGACAACUUCGCCUCCAUCGUCACCGGAGUAGAAGAAGGUCGUCUCAUCUUUGACAACUUGAAGAAGUCCAUUGCGUACACACUGACCAGUAACAUCCCAGAGAUCUCGCCCUUCCUCGUCUUCAUCCUUGCCAGCGUUCCUCUUCCACUCGGAACUGUCACCAUCCUCUGCAUCGACCUGGGCACUGACAUGGUUCCAGCUAUCUCAUUGGCUUACGAGACGGCUGAGAGCGACAUCAUGAAACGUCAACCAAGGAACCCCAAAUGCGACAAGCUGGUGAAUGAACGCCUCAUCAGCAUGGCCUACGGACAGAUAGGGAUGAUUCAGGCUCUUGCUGGUUUUUUCACCUACUUUGUGAUUUUGGCUGAGAACGGCUUCCUCCCAUGGACCCUGAUUGGCAUCCGCAUCAACUGGGACGACCGUGAGCUCAACGACCUGCAGGACAGCUAUGGGCAGCAGUGGACCUACGAGCAGAGGAAGAUCAUUGAAUUCACCUGCCACACCAGCUUCUUUGCCAGCAUCGUGGUUGUCCAGUGGGCCGAUCUUAUCAUCUGCAAGACCAGAAGGAACUCCCUCUUUCAGCAGGGAAUGAGGAACAGGAUCCUGAUCUUCGGUUUGUUUGCUGAGACUGCUCUGGCUGCCUUCCUCUCCUACUGCCCUGGAAUGGACAUUGCCCUGCGCAUGUACCCACUGAAGACCCUGUGGUGGUUCUGUGCCUUCCCAUACAGUCUUCUCAUCUUCAUUUAUGAUGAGGCCCGUAAAUUCAUUCUGAGGAGGAGCCCUGGAGGUUGGGUGGAGCAGGAGACAUAUUAUUAACAUUCAGAAAUUGUCAGUUUGAAUUUCGUGUGUGUGUUUGUGUGCGCCUGUGAGGGUAGAACUGUGUGUGUGUGUGUGUGCGUGUGUGUGUGUGUCUGUCUGUCUGUCUGUCUGUCUGUCUGUCUAUCUGUUGUAAUAUUGCAUGGAUCAGUUCACAAAUCUGAUUAUCAUAAAAAGUGACUGCUGAAAAUAAGCUUUUGAUUGUGCUUUGAGUUUUUCCUUUUUGUUUUCUCAGAAAACAUUUCCAGCAGAACAAUGGUAAUGUACACCUAUGUGCCUUACAUAAACUGUUACCAAAGUGAUGUAUUGUGGCCAAUUUGGCUAUAGAGGAAUACCAAAUGUCGUUCAUCAUGUGAAAUGUACCAAAUAAAAAUGUAUUCCAAAAAUA
This is a messenger RNA of Dicentrarchus labrax (European seabass), 6040 nucleotides long. RefSeq names its product sodium/potassium-transporting ATPase subunit alpha-2. The transcript is spliced from 45 exons. The record is from RefSeq and is a predicted model, not a curated record. Gene Ontology annotation, biological process: DNA biosynthetic process; intracellular potassium ion homeostasis; intracellular sodium ion homeostasis. NCBI's taxonomy places the organism in Eukaryota, Metazoa, Chordata, Actinopteri, Moronidae. The coding region runs from base 157 to 5652 and encodes 1831 amino acids. Gene Ontology annotation, molecular function: DNA ligase (ATP) activity; ATP binding; ATP hydrolysis activity. Gene Ontology annotation, cellular component: membrane.